UUUGUCCUGCAGUCAACACAUUUCUGCAGUGCUGUGCUUCUUAAACCCAUAUUAUGGAUGUGCUGUUUGCUUUACAUACAUACCUUUGGCCUGUAUUUAUUGCUGCUGCUGUUUUCUUUUUUAUUUGGAAGAGUCGCAGUAAAGAACAUGAACAUAAGUUUGGACGGCUACCUCCAGGUCCUGCUCCUGCACCUGUGGUUGGGAAUUUCUUUCAGGUUUAUUUAAAGGAACCGUACAAGUAUUACCUUGAGCUCAGUAAAAAACAUGGAUGUAUUUUCACCCUUUGGUUUGCUAAAACACCUGUUGUGGUGAUCUCUGGAUACCGAGCCCUGAAAGAGACCAUGAUUGGUAUGGGUAAUGAGUUUAGUGGAAGGGCAAAUUACCCCCUAUUAAUGAAGACCACUAAUGGAUAUGGUGUUUUGGUCAGCAAUGGGGAAAGAUGGAAGCAGCUUCGGCGGUUCACUCUGUUAACCAUGAAGAACUUUGGAAUGGGUCGGCAAACCAUUGAGGAUAAGGUGAAGGAGGAGGCCAGCUAUCUCGUACAAAGUUUUAGUACAUUUGGAGACUCUGCUUUCAAUCCAGGAAACAUGAUAAAUAAAGCAGUGUGCAAUGUAAUUUGCUCAAUCAUAUUUGGCCAGAGAUUUGAAUCUGAUGACCCACAGUUAAAUCUUAUGCUCGGGGCUGUGAAUGGCUACUUCAAAGUUCUCAGUAGUCCUCUUGGACAGGCUUAUAAUAUUUUUCCCAAAAUCGUGGGCCUUUUCCCUGGGCAUCUGCAUGACAUGUUGUCAAAAGUGGAAGAGGCCAAAGGUUUAUUUAAGCUUGAAGCAGAGGCACGGAUGAAGACACUGGAUCCUUCUUCACCCCCUAAAGAUUUCAUUGAGGCUUUCCUUUUACAAAUGGAAGAGGAAAAACAUAACCCUAAUACAGAAUUUAAUUUCAAUAACUUAUUGGGCACAACAUGGGGCAUGUUUAGUGCUGGCACUGAGACUACGACUUCUACAAUCAGACAAAGCCUGCUGCUAAUGAUGAAGCACCCAGAUAUUCAAGCACGAGUCCAGAGGGAGAUUGAUGAGGUGGUAGGACGAGACCGGAGCCCUUCCAUUGAUGACAGACAGAACAUGCCAUAUACAGAUGCAGUCAUACAUGAAGUUCAGCGCACCAUGGAUAUUGCUCCUACUGCUGUUCCACAUAAAAUGUUAUAUGACACUGAGUAUAGGAACUAUCUCAUUCCCAAGGGAACCAUGGUUCUUCCUUUGCUGUCUUCUGUGCUUUCUGACCUUGAGCUAUGGAAGAACCCUGACAAUUUUGACCCUGAGAACUUCCUGGAUGAAAACGGACGAUUCAAAAAAAGUGAUGCAUUUGUUGUAUUUGGAAUGGGGAAGCGGGCGUGUUUAGGUGAAGCUCUGGCCCGAGUGGAACUGUUUAUUAUGUUCACGUCUCUCCUCCAGCACUUCACCUUCAGGGCCACUCAACCACUGGAAGCAAUUGACACCACUCCUGCCAUUUGCAGCUUUGGCCGUUUACCUCGUUUCUAUGAGUGCUACACUGUGCACAGAACAUAAACAGCUGUUUUUCUUGGAUGGUAUCUUGAUUCUUAUUUUUUAGGUUCACAGUUACAAGAAUAGAAAAAUAUUUAGAAAAAACAUCAUAGAUAUUUAAAAAAAAAAAAAAGAUUCUCUUGCAUCAGUGGACAUUACUUUGUUUUAAUUGAUGUUCUUUACAUAAUGACAAUUUUUCCUAAUGAGAAUCUAGGUGAAAAUGUUCAUAAUCAUCUUUGGUAUAGUCUCCUUUGAAUCAUGUUGUCAGUCUUAAUUCAAUCUAUUUUCCGAUCUUUAACAAGUACAGUAUUCAAAUUCUGAAAAAACAUGCAGUUGUUAACACUGAAAUUACACACAAUUACCAUACAAUUGGCUUACUACCUUCUUAAUCAUAUAUCAUAAUAUUUGUCUUUUUCAUUUUCAUCUUUUCAUUUUAAAACUUUCCAUUUCCCUGUAAGAAAGUACACUUAAUAAUCUCCUAGAAAAAACAGCUGUCAUAUAAAAGCUUAAAACAAAGCUUAAUCAUUUGCAUAACCCAACUCUGUUUACAAGUAACUUUUGCCUCUUUCUUCUACUGAUGCCAUUUAUGAUCUUACUUCAUUGACUUAAUUUAUAAAAUUUAUUGAAUUACAUUAGAGCAUUGUAAAAUUCAGCAUAGCUUCAGUAUGCUGCUUCCCUACAGAUUCUGAGACUAUGUUUCCACAGAAACAAAAAAGAUGAAGGUAAUAUGCGAAGUAUGAAGUAGGGGAAUAUAUGAAGUAGGGGAAAGGUGAAGGAGAAGCGUACGGUAUGAGGUAGUUAAACAUUAUAAGGCAAGCGAUUCAUUAGUAUGUAUGGAACUAUGGACUCGUGUAGGACACAUACUGUAUGUUAUGAAAAGGUAAAAUCACACACCUGACUCUGAUCCUACAAAGUCCAUGACUUUGGUACAAAGUGUUUAAGAUGCUGGUUUGAAGUCAAAGGUACAUGUUUAUUGCAGUCAAACUAAAUAUAGCCAUUAGACUACUUACAGAUUCCUUCACUGAGAACCAAGAAGUAAUUCAGCCAUGAAUGCGCAUAUUAAGCCUUAACCAAUACAAUGAUGCCCUCUAGUGUUUAUUAUAACAAAAUAAAUAAUAAUAAAAUAAUAAAACAGCUCUGUAAAGGUUUUUCUAAAGGUCUUUUUAGGUAGAGAUGAAUUUCCACUAGAACCAUUAACAGUGUAAUUCAAAAGUGUAAGAAGUGAUGCUGGUAGGGUAUCAAAACCAAACAUUGAUUUGAUUUAGAUUUUUCUUCUGUUCACUCACUUUGUAUUUUCUAAAUUAAUAAAAACAAUUAAAAUAAGUAUUCUUACUUUACAACAUUUCUUCAUGCCUGCCUAAAACCUUUGCAUAUCUAUUGUAUGAACAGAGG
This is a messenger RNA of Tachysurus vachellii, 2930 nucleotides long. RefSeq names its product cytochrome P450 2M1-like. The transcript has 9 exons. The coding region runs from base 54 to 1562 and encodes 502 amino acids. Lineage: Eukaryota; Metazoa; Chordata; Actinopteri; Siluriformes; Bagridae. The record is from RefSeq and is a predicted model, not a curated record. Gene Ontology annotation, molecular function: iron ion binding; heme binding; oxidoreductase activity, acting on paired donors, with incorporation or reduction of molecular oxygen, reduced flavin or flavoprotein as one donor, and incorporation of one atom of oxygen. Gene Ontology annotation, biological process: xenobiotic metabolic process. Gene Ontology annotation, cellular component: intracellular membrane-bounded organelle; cytoplasm.